GUUUAAUAAAAAGCUUAUUAUAUAUUUAUAUGGACCAACAUAUUUUUUUAAGGAUUCUAAGAAUGAUUGUGGUGAUGACAUGUGGCUACAAAAAUAUGUUGUAAUGCUUCUCUUUUAAUAUAUAUAGGAAACAAAUCUUCUUGACCAAAUACUAUUUUUUUUUAAUAGCAUCAGUCAAAGUAAAAAUGGUGAAUAAGAAAACCCGCAUCUUUCUAAUUUUCUCCCAAAUAUUUUGAUAAAUUGGAGAAGGUUUCUCCGGUCACCGGCUUCUCGCGGUGAUGAGACUACCUCUCCCUCUCCUUUCUCUUCCUUUACUUUGGACCAUGGGAGAAUCCAACAACUUAGAGCAUGUUUAUUGCUAAACUCUUAAGCGGGCCAUAAUGAAGAGAAAAUUAAGUGGGCCAAAAAGAAGAGAAACAGAAAGAGAAAAAAAUAGAAACAAAGAUAAAAAGCAGCGGAAGCAACGACCCUUCUAGUGUUUAACUAAGGUACACCCUUUCUUUUUUUUUUUUCCUUUUUUUCUUUUAAUUACAAAAUAUCCUAAGCAACCCACUUAAACUACUGCAAUAAACAUGUUCUUAUUUUGAUAAAAAAAUGCUCUUAUUAAGUGGCAAGCAUUAUAAAAAUAGUUACAUUAAGGGCAUUGAUACAAAUUUCAAGAUAAUUAUUAAAGAGAAAACAAAAAAAUUAGUGUGUGCACAUGCCACACCUAGUCCUGCUCUGCGUCGGCCCCUGCUUUGGACUAACGUUUUAAUCUUCUUUGGUGCAUUGGUUCUCCCUUCAGCGUCGUUCCAAUAAAUCUCUCGCACGGCAAAUCUGUGUGAGAACCCUUCGUUCUGGUUUCUCGUCAGCUUUAAUGCUUAUUGCGAUCACCACUUGAAGACGGUGGAGAGGUGGCUGGAGACCCCGCAAGUUAGGCAUCGAGAUUUAGGGUUUGUCGUUCGAGUGUUGAAGGUGUUUGUGACGGCAGAUCUAGGAUUUGAGGAUGGUGGGUCCUCGAGAUUUGUAUCUUGUCCGGUGUGUACCCCUCUCUGAUUGGUGGAUUGAAUGGAGGUAGAUGACUCUUCUUGGACUUGAGAGAUGGCUAGGCUUGACUGUCGGCAGAUACUAAGGUUACAAGAGUCGGUUUUCACCAUGGAAAUCGACGUUGUGGCCGUGGGACCGGUGGUGACUCACGUUGAUGAUAUGAAGCCGACGGAAGCUUCAGUAGGAAUUGGACGACCCAAACACAAUAAAGUUACACAAAUAAGAUUAACUAAUCAUCGGUCCAAAUCGGAGUUGGAGGCCUUGGCUUCCAUGUCUGUCUUCCUCCCACUUUCCUUCUUCUUUGGUUUCCUUAGAUAUGUUUGUAGUUUAGUUCUGUUUCACUGAAACACCAGAUGUGCUGUUCCGAUAUCCAUUUGAAGACGAUUUUAAUAUAAAUAUAAUAUUAAUAAAUAAUAAUAAAAAUACAAUUCCUUAAAAUGCACAUUUAUAACAAUUUAAAAUAUUAAUGUAAACAAACAUUUAAAAAUUUGUUAUUAUUUUAUGUGUAUGAUACAAAUUGACUAUUUACUUUGAAAAUAAAAACAUCUAACAUUAUUUUAGUAUAUUAUAUUUGAAGUUUGAUUAAAACAUAAUAUUACAUAUAUUUUAAUUUAAAUAUAUAUAAAAUUAAAGUGAGUUUUGAUUUUUGCAUAAAUAUACAAACCUUAGAUUUAUACAAUAUAUAGCUCAUUUAAAUGGGCCAAUAUAUCUUGGAAAAAAAACAAUAUUAUGUUGUGUUUCAAAUUUUUUUUUGUUAAUAUGUUAAUAUAGACAAAGCUCAAAAUAGUUGUAACAGUUUUUCUUUGGAAGAAACAUGUGUAUGUAGCUUCUAAACUUAAUUAAUUUAUUACGAAUAAAAUUUGAUUUAUGGUUAAAAAUAUAUUUUAUGAAUCUUCGGAAUGUACAUAGAUACUUACGAUAAAUUUGUGGGAUUACAUAAUCUUUGAAAAAUACUAUAUAAAAUUCGUUUUUGAGUGUAAAUUAGAUUUAGUACAAUUUUUAUUUUGGUUUAAUAAAUGACGAUAAUUAGAGAUAUAAAAUAGAAUAUCACUGAUUUGUUUGAGACAUACAUGGUAUCAAUUAUGGUGAAAUAUAUAUAUAGGAACUGUUUCUGACAAUAUCUAUAUAUAUGGGAACUUAAGAAUAUAUGCAGAAUGAAGUGAAAAUGAAAGUUAAAAAAAAAUUAUUUGUUUAAUGUAAUUAUAAUUUUAAAAGGCAAUGUCAUUUCAUUAUGUAAAAAAUUGGUUUGAAAAACUGUGCAAUAAAAAUGUUAAAAAAGGUUAGUUCUAUUUUGUACAUCUUUGUACAUCAAUUUUAAUAAGACAGAUGACCGUUUUGGAAAUAAAAAAAGUAUAACUUAAUAAUAUAUGAAUGUUAUUUAUUCUUCUAUAAAUAGAAAAAACAAAAAACAAUCUUUAUUUUAAAGGAGGAAAUAAAGAUGAGUUAGAGCACUUUCUCCUCUAUUAUAUCAUUUAGAUAUAAAUAUAACAAUGAAGUUAAAAUGCCCUUAUAAUUGUUAAAUUAUUAUUAUUAAUUUUUUCAUGUGAAAUUUUUGAUCAUUUUGUUCAUGGUUGAGAUACACCAAGAUAACAUCAAUGCAUCUCAACUUACACGAAAAAUUCAUGAAUUUGCAACAAAAAUGUCAUCAUAUUGCGAAUAGAGUAUGCUCUAUGUAAGUCACCGCAAUUUCAUUGCAACAAACCUUGUUGUAAUAUUUAUAUGACUUAUACCAUAACAAUAGAGAACUAUUAUUUCUACUACUUCUUUUUGUAAAUGGGAGAAGUUUAGGCAAAAGUUCUAAACUCUCCUAAGUUUAGGAUCAGCUCGCACUAAUACCAUUGACAUGGUGUAAAGCAUCCUUCCUAACAUGAAUCGAAAUAGGAGUAUAAUAGAACCAAUUCCAAUCACUAAACUACCAGCAUAAUGCACUACCAUUUGUUUGGUUUUCUUCUCCAGUUUAAAUCUAAGUUAUAGAAGUUGUUUAUUUUUGUGAAGAGAAAUUUUCAUUUUUUCAGGGGCAGAUUUUUAUCAAACAUAAAACAAUUUUGGAGCCCCAAAAACACACAAUCGUAAGAUCUUUUUAACGAGUUCUAAUGUUUAAGUUAGAAGGCAAAUAAGAAAAGAGAGAUUAUGGAAAGCAAGCUAUUUAUAAUUUUUUUCUGGCAUGAGGUUGCAUGAUUGUUCGGAUCCAUGGUUUGUAGGUUUGAUCUUAGAUCUAUUCAAUACUCAACAACUCUCCCACCAAUUUUUGAUUUAGAUAUGUCAGCUGCUUGACAAAACCUUAUUGUUGUCUCAAUGUACUAAUAAAAUGUAGCAAAAUAGGUACGAUAUGUCCAUCUCUCAUACUUUUAUCUUUUCUAGGUACCAAAAAUUACUUUUUAUCAAGAGUAAAUUGGCUCAAAAUAGUAAAAGAAUUUGGAUAUUAAGAAUUUGCUUAACACAGUAAAACUUUGGAGCAAAUAGUGAUGAUGGAGUGAGCAAAAUAACGAUUUUAUCCCCAUUUGCAAAGAUCUCUCUUACAGAUUUAAUCAUAUCUACAGUAGCUUCCAUGCUCGAUAGGAAUACUAUGGUCAUAUAAAGAAAAGGACAAUGCCCAACAGUGUGUUUAUGUAGAUCACUACAUAUGGUAAAUUGUAUGGAUAGGGAGUGCAAAUACUUUUUUAUCAAUUACAUGGGCGUUAACUGGAUGAUAAGAGAUGAAUAUAUUUCAGUUUUGUUGAUACAAUAAGGGUACAAAUUAUAAAUGGAUUUGAUAAUAUAAGCAGAGGAAUAAAAGUGCGGUACUGUUAACAGUUACGUUCAUGCGAUAUGUGGAGUAAAUAGGGUUUUGAUAUAAAAAUUAGCGUGGUUUUGAUAAAAAAAAAAUUAUGCAAUUUUGAUAGGAAAAUAGUACAGUUUUUAGUAACAAUUAAUAUAAAAUAAAACAAUUUCGUAAAAUUAGAAAAUUUUGGAUAAUUCCUACAAAUAUAAUACAAGAUAAUAUUGUUUCACGUGUUAUACAAAACAAGUGUGAGGUUUAUAAAUAAUAUGGUGCAAUUGCGUUAACUGUAAAAAUAUUGAUCUUAGAGAUAUUUUCAAAUUGGCAGAAAUUGAAUUAUUAUUUUGGACUGAGGCACAUGCAACAUUCACCCAAAGGGUCAACCAAUCUAGGAAUCUGGAGGUAACAAGUUUACCUUUGAUACCGGGAAGAUGGAGUUUUAUGGAUGGGUCAUGGAGAAAUCAGGAUGAUUAUUCGGGACAAGGAUGGCAUAGUACGCUAGAAAGUUUUGAUGGACUGAUGGAGGGCAAGGAAUACGAGAGCCAGCCUAUCACCCCUUCAUGCGGAAAUUGAAGAGCUCAUAUGGGCAAUGAAAUGUAUGAGGAAUUUAUGAUAGUUUCAUGUCACAUUUUCAACGGAUUGCUCUCAAUUGGUGUAGAUGGUUUCGAGACCAGAAGAAUGAUAUGUCUUUGCAAGUUAUUUUGGAAGAUAUCAAGAUCCACAAAGGAAGUUUCAGUCUCUCAAAACUCAUAGAUCUCGAACGCUGAAUAAAAGGGCGGCCAAUCUUCCACGCAGUGCACAGAAACCACUGUCUUUUAUCGUUAAUAUGGAAGCGGAGUUACCAGUUUGGUUUGCAGAGUCUUAGUUGAGUCUGUUCAUGUUAAUGAUAAAAAAAUAUAAAAAUGAGUGAACUUUUGAUCAUAUUUUAAAAUAAAGAGAAAACCAAUUUUUUUUGUACUGACAAAUAUUAUUUGUUUUGCAGUAAAAAUUGCAUAAUGAAUCAACAUAUAUGUUUUUAUAAUAUACUAGUUUUUGACUCGCGCUUUCAAAGCACAUGAUAUAUUAAGUUGUGAAAAUCUAAUAAAACAUAUCAAAUAUUUUGUUCGGAGAAACCGUCACAUUUAAAGCCGUUACAUUUGGGAACUACCCAUUUAAACGCCGCCUCAAACCCAUUUCAUUUUUGGUCCAUUCAUAUAAGCGUUAUCUAUUUAGAAACAAUCUCAUAAUUUAUAAAUAUAUUUGUAUAUUAAAAUUUUAAUUUAUGUAUAUCACUGUAAUGAAAAGUUUAUUAUGUGAAAGCUAUUUACAAUAUAAGGAUGACCAAAUCUUGCAUGAUCAUAUAGUUUCAUUAUUUUAGUGAAAAUAAAAUCAUGUUAUUAUAAUGUAGAUACAAAAAUGCGAGAUAAUAGCUUUAACUAUAAUUAAUCAAUUAUUAUUGUUAGAUAUAAAAAACAGAAAUAUUUAGUGAUUUACCGUUAUAAAUUUAUGUGCAAAUCUCUAACAAUUAAAUUUCUUAAUGGUCUUAGCGGGAAACAUAGUCAUUAUAACAUAUUUAUAUGUAAAAUAUAUUUCACAUAUAUGUUGUGAAACUAAUAUUAGAAAUUAUAUUGUAAAAAAGAACAUAGAGGGAUAUUCUAAAUUAUUUUCGAGAUAUGUACAUUGAUUUUAUUUAUUUAUUGGUAAUAAAAAAAUAUAACAUGAUUUACAAAAACAGAUUGGUGGUUCUACGAUUUUCUCUCAAUUAUAAUAUUUUAAUAAUAUCUAAAGUGAAUAUUCAUAGAUGCUAAUAUUUCACAAAAUAUAGAAAAACUAUCUUAAAAGUAAAAUCAAAGAAUAUAUUAUUAUUAUUUUUUUUGCUGAAAAGAAGAAUAUAUUAUUAAAAAUAUCUUGUCUUGCAAAUUGUAAACAGUUUUAAAAUUAGUCAUUUAAAUCCGGGAAAAGAUGUAAUUAUAUGAUGAAAAUACUAUUUGAGCUUUAAUAUAAUUUUUCAAAAAAUUUGAUGGAUUAUAUUCGUUAAUCGUAGAUCCACCAAUCUGUUUCUAACAAAUUUGAUGGAUUAAAUUAUGAUGUUUCAAAGUCUUACCAUAAAAUUGUAUCUUUAAUAUCAGUCAUCAAUAAUUACUCUAUUUAAAGUCUUACCAUAAAUAAGUUUACCGAGAUUUAAGUUUUGUUUGUUAGAGCACCAUUAACGGCACGCUUUUAUAAAAAAUUCUAACUAAAAAUAUAAUUAAAAAAUAUAAAGGAGAGAGAAUUUUAAUAACACCACAAUCCUAUUGUUUUGUGUAGAAGAUGCUUUAAGAUACUACAAAGCCAAGUGUCAUCUUCUGAUUAACACUUUAACUAAAAUAUUUUUGAGAAAAUAUUGAUAUAUUAUUAUCUAGAUGCUCAAUUUAACAAAUAUACCAUUAAUGAUGCUUUUAGGGUUAAAAUUAAUGUUAUACUCGAAAUAAUUAAUGUAUAGUUUUAAAAAUAAAUUCGCUCAUAAACGAGUUGGGUCUAACUUAUUUAUAUGAGUAUUUUAAAUUUAAAUAGUAAUAAAAAAUUUAGUGAGAAAAACACAUCUAGGCCACUAUAAUCCACACCAUAAAUGAACGGGAAAUGAAUCAUGUGCAGUUCGUUCAAGAAAUAGAACAAGCAAAAAACAGCUGCUUUUAACUCUCUUUUUUUUGUAGUUGCGUUCUUGUGUGAAGUACGCACUAUUAAUCACAGUUUGUCUGAAUGGUAACGUUUGUCAUUUCCGCACUUAAACAUUACAAUUCCGUCUCACAAAGCUGUCUCCAAUCGUAAUUCGUAACAUAAAUCAGUCGUGGCCAGAUAGGUGGUAUAUUCAUUCCCAGUCUUACCUCCAACUAGCAUGAAUAUAGAAAAGAUGAUCUCUCAAGUCUUCUUGACCACUCUUCAGUUCAUCCAAUACUAAAAAAAAUACCGUUAUAUUUCUAGGCAAUGGAAAUCUAAAGCUAGGUGACCUAUAUUUUGAUUUCUUAAGCUAUUAAAGUCCAAAAUUCAAUAUUAUUUGGAAUAAGUCAGGCCGUUAAGAUUUAGAGUCCAAUGCUUAUCUAGGAAACUCACACUUGUAAAGAAAACACAUGAACGACAAAUAGUAUAAUUUACUCAUUAUUGAUGAAAACUUAGAUAGUGACUUUUUUUUUUGUAACACACAGAGAUAGUUAUUAGUUGACGGAGCCCGUAAUAAAGAAAAGGAGAGUGACUAAAAUACCAAAGUAUCCUUAACAAUCUGAUGGAACAUGCUUCUAUCCAAUUUUUAUAAUAUAGACUGAAAAAAUAUCGGCGGAGUUGUGAAAACAUAUGUUAUCUUGGAUAAUAAUAAGCUUUUUCCCUUUUAGUAAAAAUCGAAACAAAUCUUACACAUUACUUUGCUUGGUUUAUUGAUGGUGAUGAUGGAGGAUGGAUUCGUUGGGAUGAGACACAUGUUGACUAUUGUUUUCUUGUCUGGCUUCGCCGGAUUCAUGGAAGGCCCCGUGAUUACUGACGUCACCGUCGCCGCCGUUUGCUCUUCACCAGACGACGCAUGUUCUCUAGCCGUCUAUCUCACCGGUUUUCAACAAGUGACAGCCUAAGACAAAAAGGUCAUAUAACUCAUUUUAUGUCGGCCACAAAAUUGAAAUGUGUUCAGUUUAUAAACCGAUUAAAGACAUAAUCUAGUAAGAUAAUGUGUGUUAUUAAUGAAGGCAAUAGGGUUAGGGACGAUGGUGAUGAUGCCAGUAAUUGGGAAUCUAUCAGACAGAUAUGGAAUUAAAGCAGUUCUCACUUUACCCAUGUGUCUCUCAAUCCUUCCGCCUGUCAUUUUAGGGUACAAAAGGGAUACACAUUUCUUCUAUAUGUUUUACAUAAUCAAGAUUCUGACCGCUUUGGUAUGCGAAGGCACCGUGGACUGCCUUGCCUCUGCUUAUGUGGCAGAAAAUAUUCAGGGGAGAACAAGAAUAUCAGCAUUUAGUGUUUUAGCUGGUGUCAAAACAAUGUCUUCUCUUUGUGGAACGUUAGUUGCUCGAUUUCUACCCCUAGCUUUGAUUUUUAAGGUUUCAGCUAUAUCGUUUCUUGUUGCCAUGGUGUACAUGAGAAGUUUCCUAAAGGAAAGGCUAAACAAUGAUGAAAAUGGUUAUCAUCAACAAGAUGACGGUGAUAGUAAUGAUGUUACGAUGUUAGCAGAACCGAUGUUGAACAACACAACAAUUACAACUAGUGCUUUAAACAAGAAACAAUCUUCGUUAAAAGAUAUGAUGAUCUUAAUGAAAACUAGUACUAUCUUCGUUCAAGCAUUGGUUGUUACAUUCUUCAGCAGUUUCUCAGAUAAUGGAAUGCAGUCUGCUUUCUUGUAUUUUCUGAAAGCGCGUUUUGGCUUUGACAAGAACCAGUUUGCUGAUCUCAUGCUAUUGAUUACUAUCGUUGGGUCUAUCUCUCAACUGUUUGUACUGCCAAGAUUUGCUUCAACCAUUGGAGAACGUAAGCUUUUAUCAGCAGGGCUUUUUAUGGAAUUUACGAACAUGGCCGUUGUCAGCAUUUCUUGGGCACCAUGGGUUCCUUAUCUCACCACUUUGUUUGUAUCUGGAGCCAUGCUUGUGAUGCCAUCAGUGUGUGGUAUUGCCUCAAGACAAGUCGGACCCGGUGAACAGGGGAAAGUGCAAGGAUGCAUAUCUGGAGUGAAGUCCUUUGGGAAAGUCGUGGCACCAUUUGUUUUCAGUCCAUUGACAGCGUUGUUCCUCUCGAACAAUGCACCCUUCUAUUUUCCUGGAUUCAGUCUUUUAUGCAUUUCCUUGUCGUCGAUGAUCGGUUUCUUUCAGAGCCUAAUGAUAAAAGAUGUUCCACCGUCACAAUUGAACAAAGAAAUCAACAGCACCUCGAGGGAAGAAGUGUGAUUACAGGAACUUAUUAAAUAUACUAGAGCCGGUGUCCGCGCUCCGCGCGGAUUACAUAUUUAAUUAAAGUAUGUUAAUAUUUGUGUUAAUGGAUUUCUACGUGUUUUCCUGGGAUUAAAACAAUGGUGUAGAGGUGCCGCAUGUUUGUAUAGAAAACGAUCAUCAUCUAAGAAUCUUCAUCACAAAAAUGUUUUUUUUUUGCCAAAGUAUUUAAUUAUUCCUAUAUGUGUCUUCUAGGGGUGAAUAACGAAUCUGUUGAUACAGUUGGGAGCAUGAUUUUUUUAUUAAGAACUAAUUGUGGUUUUUUUCAUAAUUUGUAUUUUUAAAUAAAAAACAUAUUUUACUAAUAAUGUUUAUAUUUGUUUUAUUAGAGUUUUGUAACUAUAAAAUGAACAAAAAUAUCUUUAUUUAGUACUUAUAUAAAAUUAUAUAGAGAUAGAUUAUUAAUUUAUGAUUCUGAUGGGACUAUAUAUUAAUUUGGAACAAAUAUUAAGCAACUCAAUUAGAUUCUUGCAAACCAGGAGAAAAGGAGUGGUCGGUCAUGUCGUCUGUAUUUUUACCUUUUCCCAAGUUUUUAAAACGUUUCGUAGCAAUAAACAAAAAUCAAAACGUAGCAUUGUAUUUAUAUAUUUGGAAUCUUAUCAGAUAAGAUGUAACUUUUCUUUUUUUUUGUGCACUUCAAAUUUAAUAAGAUGUAAAUAGUCAAAAAUAUAAUAUAUAUAUAUAUAUAUAUAUAUAUAUAUAAAACAUAAUUUGUAUUUUAUAUUUGUUUUAUUAAAGAUUUGGAUUAAAGUAUUUAAUUAAUAUAUCAAUACUAAUAAUGUUUUUGAUUCAAAAAUGCACUUGUAAAUUCAAAAUACCUCCCAUAAGCGGAAGAUCUUUGGCGGUUGGUUUGACCAUGGUAUUGAGGAACAAUCAAUCCUUAAACAAAGGAAAGAAUAUUUAAAUGUUAGGCAAAGUGAAAUGGUUUGAUAAUAAAAAUAGUGAAAAAGGUCUCAAUGGAUAAAAUCGAACCAUGAGAUUAAUUACAAACUAAAAUCUUAUAAAGCCAAAAAAAAAACUAAAUAUUUUAUAUGACCGAUAGACGUGAACUACAAUUGUAGUAGCUUAGCAGGCAGGAACUAUUAUAUUAAAUCAAAUUUUUUUGGCGGAGACCAAUAGCUAAAGACGGAAGAUUGUCGGUCUAUGUUUAAUCUUAACCAACUAAAAUCUUAUACGUUUGUUCGCACAGAUUAUCAAUAUGAAUCUAUUAUUAAAACAA
Molecule: messenger RNA, 9919 nt
Organism: Brassica rapa (field mustard)
Lineage: Eukaryota; Viridiplantae; Streptophyta; Magnoliopsida; Brassicales; Brassicaceae
Product: multidrug resistance protein 2
Biological process (GO): transmembrane transport
Molecular function (GO): transmembrane transporter activity
Source: RefSeq, a predicted model, not a curated record